Molecule: messenger RNA, 1393 nt
Organism: Paramormyrops kingsleyae
Lineage: Eukaryota; Metazoa; Chordata; Actinopteri; Osteoglossiformes; Mormyridae
Source: RefSeq, a predicted model, not a curated record
ACUUGUCUCAAACAGAAAGCCUCACUCGAGGCAGCUGACCAAAGUUGGCAACCCUGCAUUUUAUUUGAAAUGAGCUCGUAAAAUGCAAUUUUUGACUGAAGCGGCUUAUCAUUCCUUUGCCUUGUUGCUCUGACAAACACAAAACGAAUGAGAAAACAUUAUAUGCGUCACUUUUUAAUGUCUUUUAUAAAUAAUAAGACCGUGCCCAUACCCAACUGUAAUAGCGAUUAAAGCGAUCUGUUCUUUUAGUAUUUAUGUUAAAAGGAGGUUUUAUUUUACUACUGUUGUGGGAUUAAGAUCAAUUUCACAAGAUUAAUCUAUGGAAAUCAAUACUUAAAUCAAUGAGCACAAAAACAUAUGACAUAAACACGACUGGAUUAUGGGUUCUUUUCUGGGGGUCACAGGAUUCCUGACUGUCUCCUUGUUUUUUUGAUGGGUCAUGCUAAUACGAUUUCCCAUUAACAAAAACAAAGGUGUGAUAUGCUGAAGUAUGUUGCUGCUGGUGGUUAAAAGGAGGUUGGCGGUUUUAUUCAUGACAGGACCUUUCUGAAUCAAUCUCGUACCAUGAAAUAGGAAGGCAAUUCACUUACAGCUCAGUAGUGGAAUCAGUAUUUUUUCUGCACUGCAAAUGCAACAUUUUCUUCGGGUUUCACGUGUUUGCUAUUUGUGGGCGUAUACUCCGUCGGCUCGGGCCACUUCUGAUUGGUAAGAAAAAAAGACACAGGCUCUUUACAGGGACACCAAGCAUGGCUCACACCAUAAUAGCGGCUCUGUUGCUUUGCCUUCUUCCCUUCUUCGGAUAUGGUGUGGAAGGGCAGCUGAGGCAGCAGACAGCAUCAAAGCUGGAUACAGGCUUUUGCAAGGCCACCUGUCCACCUGGAUGGAUCAAUUUCAAAAACCGCUGUUUCAAGUACAUUGCUGUCGGGAAGACUUGGAUUGACUCUGAGUUAAACUGCCUGUCCAGCGGGGGAAACCUGGCCUCUAUUCACAGCGAAGAGGAAUUCCAGUUUAUCAAGGCCCUGAUCAAAAGCAGAGAUUCUGCAGAAAAUCCCACCUGGAUCGGCCUGACGGACUCUAGCAAGGAAGGUACCUGGUUGUGGACAGAUGGUUCCAAAGUUGAUUUCACCAAGUGGAACAGCGGUGAACCAAAUAAUGUAAAUGGAGGAGAAAACUGUGUUCACACAAACUGGAGCGGUAAAGGGGAAAAAGGAUGGAACGACAUAGCCUGUAACUCCUUCUAUGCCUUUGUAUGCGCUCGGCACUCUGGCAUGUGACACGUGGAAUGAAGCCGUGGUCUAAAUCAGCAGCAUUUCAAUGUGACUCCCUUUCCUCUUCUGCGUUCAAGGCACUUUGGGACCCUUUCAGCUUAUAUCAACUUGUAAUGCAUUAAAAA